Molecule: messenger RNA, 3780 nt
Organism: Micropterus dolomieu (smallmouth bass)
Lineage: Eukaryota; Metazoa; Chordata; Actinopteri; Centrarchiformes; Centrarchidae
Gene: c1qtnf4
Product: C1q and TNF related 4
Exons: 3
Coding region: 121-1290 (389 amino acids)
Molecular function (GO): protein binding
Source: RefSeq, a predicted model, not a curated record
GAGAGAGAGAGUAAAGAGGGAGGGGAGGUUUAUCCAACAGCGCUAGUGAGACAGAAGUUUCAGCUCUGCGCUUCACACACAGCCAGGACAGGAGAUAACACACGCAUAUAUACAGAUACAAUGCAGCUACCAGUGAGCGUGCUGAUUGGCCUGUUGUGCCUGAGCCAUGCAGGCGGUGUGUGGGGUUUUGCCCGUCUCCUGGAUGACGUGGAAUUACGCUCGGCUUUCUCCGUUGCACGUACCAACAGCAUGGAAGGUGGGCCCAAGAUGACUGUGACAUUUGACACUGUUUAUGUGAACAUCGGCGGGGAUUUUGACCCCAAGGCUGGCAUGUUGCGCUGUCGUAUCCCCGGGGCCUACUACUUCUCCUUCACAGUGGGAAAGUUUCCACACAAAGACCUGUCUGUGAUGCUGAUGAAGAACAGAAACGAGGUGCAGGCCAUCGUCUACGAGGAAAACGCUGGAGAAGAAAGGAAGGUGCAGAGCCAGAGUGUUAUGCUGCAGCUGGAGUUUGGUGACACCGUCUGGCUUCGUCUUCAUGGUGACCCUCGCUAUGCCCUCUACAGCAACACCGGACACUACACUACCUUCAACGGGUACCUGGUCUACCCCGACAUCUACGGCUACCAGACACACCACCACCAACACCACCCUGCCUUCAACUCCCAACAGCCCCAGCAAGAUAACAUCCCAGCGUUAGAUAACAAGCAGGCCACAGAGCACGCCAGGUCUGGAAUCAGAGAAACAGGGAAGGAGAAAGAGCUGCAACAUAGGGAGGAAGAGGAUGAGGAUGAGGAAGAGGAUGACCAGAGAUCUGCCUUCUCGGUGGGGCGCACUCAGAGCAUUGUGGGGGUAGACCAAGUGGGCUUGCCGCAGCACCAGCCAGUCAGCUUCGACACGGCAUUCGUCAACAUCGGAGAAGACUUUAACGUGACGAAGGGGGUGUUCACUUGCCGCGUCCCCGGGGCAUACUACUUCGCCUUCAACGUGGGCAAGCUGCCUCAGAAGACGCUGUCCGUCAAGCUGAUGAAGAACCAUCUGGAGGUGCAGGCGAUGAUCUACGACGACAGCCAGGGUGAGAAAGCCCUACAGAGUCAGAGCUUGAUGCUGUCGCUGAAACCAGGAGACACAGUCUGGCUCUACUCCCACCAGAGAGAUGGCUUUGGGGCCUACAGCAACCACGCCAAGUACAUCACCUUCACUGGCUUCCUGGUUUAUCCAGACUUCCCCAACAACACCACCACUACCACCACCACCACCAGCCAAUCAUAUGCAGACAAGAAACCCUAGCUGUAGCACAUGGGCUAGGCACUGGACAUUGUGGGAGGAAUUCAUGCAAAGUGGCAGAGUCUCAGAGUCCACAAAAGGCAUUGGGCAGUUUCUGAGUUGUGGAGAAUACACGUAAUGAAUGUUGCUUUGUGGUUGUCUUUGACACUUCUUCUUCUUAUGAAUUCCUUUGCAAAGGCACAGGGACCUAGGACUGAGUGCAGAGCGUAAAUGAAAAUCUCUUCAAUUUCCAUUUAAUGGCUUCCCAGGAUAUGACUUCAUCACAUUCAAAUGUGGAACCUUGAUUUGCAGUAAUGUGACCUCUGAUUGAAUAUUUCUCUCUGUAAUAAAAACUCAGUCAUUACCAGCUCACCUCCGUGUCAGCUGAACUCAUUUAAGUUGAGUGCAACAACCAAAACUCACAAGGUUAGCUUUUGCAUUUCAAUUCCUGGCAUCUUUAUUACAGCACAAAAACUAUUUUGUGCCCACUGUUAGUACACCAUGAUAAAGUAUUUUAUAAACAAAUAAUUGCACUAUGGGUGCAAACGUUGACACUCAGUCUUGCAGUUAGCAUCUUCCAUUGAAGUGAAAACAAAAUGGCAGUUCUGUCUGAUUAUCAGUCUCAAAGAAAAUGAUCAAAAUCUGAUUCUGUGUUUAAGUUUCAGCUGACAUGAAGGUGAGGAGGUCACUGCAGAAUUUUCACUGUGAAGUGAAAAAAUGCAUUUGUUAUCCUUGACAAAGACUUGGUGUUUCUGCUCGUAUGUAAAAAGUCACUUUACUUUCUUUAUGUCUUUAGAGGCAUGUGAAAACAAUAUGAACAGUGUGUUUUGUGUCAAAAUGAGUCUUUCUGUACUUUAUUUCUUACCCUGAUACUUGGCCACAGAGGGCAACAGGACGAAACUGACAUAGUUUUGGAAAAAUGCCAACUGCAUAUACACAUAUGUACUGGCUAUAUGACAUAUGUACUGACUGUUGACCACAUGCCACCUCUAGGCCUGCGGGGAUCUGGACCAUAAUUAGAUUUCUAAUUCUAGCAGCGUUUAAUUCAUUUCUUCAGAUGGCGACCACUGUGGGGAAAAUUGAAUUGCUUCUCCCGGGCUAUUAUAAUAUGCAUGUCUGUUUAAUUUCACACUGCCGGGGAGAAAGAUGAUGCCGUUCAAAUUGUGAUGAACCUUGACUUCAUGAAAUCACCUUCUCUGUUGGAAAGGCACACCAUGUGAAUUGAUACUUCAGUGGGACUGAACAUCUGCAUUUCUUUUUAGAGUUAACUGAAAGUGAAGUUCUGAUAUAAACUCUGGUCAAAAAACACCAGUUUACUGCAAGUAGGCCAGUUUACUUUUUGAAAACUCAAACAGAUUUUUGAGAUUUACUCAUUGAGAGAGAGAGAGAGAGUACUGUUUAAAGUUUUAUUAAUUCAAAUUAGAAUAUGUUGGACAAAUUGUAGUCCCGUAUAUUCUAAUUUGAAUUAGAGUUAAUUCACCUGCUUUCUGUUGCAACUUACAAUCUCACUAUAUACUAUUGAAAUGAAGAGUUCACAAUGGAUCACGAAAGCUGGUGGAAAGUGAUGCAGUACUCGUCAGCAAACGAUUCCUCUAAAGGUACUGCGUUCGGUGAUGCACAAUAGCAAUGCACAUUAAAAUUAGGUUUCUCUUGAUAUAUUUACUACAAAAUAGCAAAACCUGAAAAAGGUCAAAUAAAAUACCAUCAAGAUAAACCUGAAAAUGUGAUCAGACUGUGCAGUCUGAUAGGUGAAAAGCUCAAUCUUCACCUCACAGUGAUGUCUUUGGCACCAGGAAAAUGGUCUCACACUUACUCUGAAAACCAAUAACAGACAAGCCUCGCCCCACCACAGUGUUACUAAUCGACAAUUUCCUGUCCUGUACGCAUGCAGUGACUUCUAAGAAAGUGACAACAUUUUGGACAAUUUCUCCACAGUAUGAAAUUAUACUGUGAGUGUGCCUCAUUUCAGAUAAUAAUAUAUUCUGUCCCAGUCUAACCCUCUGUGGUUUCUCUGCUUCAGCCUCAGUGAGCGAGAAGUGCACAGGAGUGGAACUAUGAUUGCUUUCAGUUUCAGUUUAAAUCAGUCAGUGAAGGUGAUACCUGUUAAUAAAUAAACAGAACUCAUGGUAAAGUGAAGUGACUAGGGCAUAACUCAUUUGACACUCAGAAGCACUUGUGUGAUGCAUGCAUGUAACUGAAAAUACAGUGAAUUAAAAAGAUACUUGAUGGCUGAACAGCCUCACAGGACCAGUCGCUGCCUGUUAACUGCGUAUUUUUAUUGUGUGAAUUAUCUGUACAGUUAUUGACAAUAUGUUGGAUGUUUCUGGUCUGUGCUUCUUUCUUUCGGACAAUCCAGGUGAAAGAUCGAUCAGUGUGUAUUAGAAACUAUGUUGAGCAGACAUGGGUCAAAAAUGUGGUUGUAAGUAAUUCCUGGUUGUUGUCCCAAAAGCACAAAUACAACCAUGACAGAAAAAUAACUAAAAGAAUAUUAAUAAAAAACAACAUUUUGACCGA